Messenger RNA from Gastrolobium bilobum, 1982 nucleotides. RefSeq lists its product as uncharacterized. The record is from RefSeq and is a predicted model, not a curated record. NCBI's taxonomy places the organism in Eukaryota, Viridiplantae, Streptophyta, Magnoliopsida, Fabales, Fabaceae. Gene Ontology annotation, biological process: tRNA pseudouridine synthesis. Bases 38 to 1555 code for a protein of 505 amino acids. The transcript has 15 exons. Gene Ontology annotation, molecular function: pseudouridine synthase activity; RNA binding.
AGAAGAGAAGAGAAGAGCAGAGUGAUCAAAAACAGUAAUGGAGGAAGCCGCGAAUGGCACGAGCGAAACCGCGGAAAAACCGUUAGAAGACGUAGUGCAGGCUUUGCCUUCCGACGCCGUGAAGUACUUGUUGUCUCUCGGGAUAUGUGUUCGCUGCAUCUUUCGGGUGUUUGGUGUGCAAGGUCGCAUCUAUGCUUCCUCGUUAUCAUCAUCUAUCUUCGCUUCUAUUGUUGAAGUUGAACAAGGAGCAACAACGGAUAAGGAAGUUAAACUUUGCAGGGUUUGCUUAGGGAUUCUGCAGUUCAGAUUUUUUAAUGACAGAGAAAUCUUGCCCAAAAAUGAUGAUGAUAUGGCUGUUCUAAUUGCUGACAUGGUUAAAAAAGAGGGCUAUCAGGUUGAUAGCUUUUCCCUUGAAGUUUCCAUCCCACCCAUUAUCAUUGAAAACGAUACCUCUCUUUGGUCAUAUAUGAAAACGAAAUAUGAAUCUCAACCUUGGUUCCAAGAAAAGUUGCAUGUUGGAUGCAUCUCUAUAAAGGAUGCCUUAAAAUUUUCUUUAGUAUAUCCUCUUGAAAAUCUUCUGGACUGUAAAUCGAGUAUGAGCUCUUUCCGCAUCCGUUUGACAUACAAUCACACUAGAGCGUCAAAAGGGGCAGAGAAAUGUUCUGAUAAUGCCGAGAUUUGCAAGAAAAGAAAAACAGGUGAAUUCAAUUCAGUUGGAGAAAGUACUACUGGAAGUUUGCUCGAAAAUGAAUCCCCUGACUGCUGUAAAUUCUUGCUAGAAACGGCAAAUGAACCUUGCCAUUUUACUUACGUUUGCUACAGGACACCUUUCUAUUUUGGUGGAAGAUACCUGAAGUAUUCCCGGAAUGUGAGUCAAACACGCUGGAUCAUUGAUGAUGAAAGAAUGGGGGAAUCAUCAGUUGAGGAACUAAUUGGUGGAAAAAUCCUGCAAGCAUGCCAAGGCGAUAGUUUUAAGUUUCAUGCUGCUGGCAGAGAAGAUAUUGAUGUCCGAAUGUUGGGCCCAGGCAGGCCUUUCCUUGUUGAGGUGCAAAACACACGGCAUGUCCCAUCUGAAUUGUUUGUAAAAGAUAUUGAGAAAAUGAUAAAUAACACGGAGAGUAAAUUGGUUAGGGUGAAAAAUCUGAAACUUGUUGGUAGUCAUGGCUGGAACCUUAUGCGUGAAGGCGAAGCAGAGAAGCAGAAGCAAUAUGCUGCUUUAGUGUGGAUUUCUCGUCCUCUGAAGGAUGAAGAUUUUCAAUGUGUGUCUUCACUAAAGGAUUUGAAAGUUUUGCAGAGGACCCCAAUAAGGGUGCUACACCGUCGCAGUCCUUUAGAGCGUGAAAAGAUUAUUCAUUGGAUGAAAAUUGAGACAAUUGCUGGAAGUUCACAAUAUUUUCUUUUGCAUCUCUGUACGCAGGCGGGGACCUACAUUAAGGAAUUUGUUCAUGGGGAUCUUGGACGAACCCAUCCUAGCAUUGGAUCAAUUUUGGGUUGUAGAGCUGAAAUUUUGCAACUUGAUGUCACAGAUAUCAAAAUGGAAUGUUUCCUGACUUAGUAAGGUUAUCUGAUAAUCCGGUUUCAAAUCCUGGUUGACUUACAUAGUAGUGAACGGUGCAUUGAUGAAAGACGCGUGCAUCUUCAACUUUUGCUAAUUUUUCUAGUAAACUAGAAGGUAUUCCCAGUGCUGUACCCUUUCGUACAGACAAGCCUCUUAUUUCGGUAGCCCUUUGUGCACUCGAGCAAUCUGGAAGAAGUCUAAAAGCGGUUAUAGUUUUAUUCAGGUGAUUGGGAAUUAGAUGUUGUAUAAUAACAGAUCCCUGGAUUGGCUACUUCCUCUGCUAUGAUCUUGGAUGGCUCUAAUGUUUUUCAGAUGGCUUCCCAUUGAACCAGAAAUUCAUCCUGCUGUUUCAACUUUAUACAGUUAUGAUUCACUCAGAUUGUACUAAAAGAUCGUGGGUGCAUUUGGAUUAGUUUAAAAAAUA